Molecule: messenger RNA, 1863 nt
Organism: Suncus etruscus (white-toothed pygmy shrew)
Lineage: Eukaryota; Metazoa; Chordata; Mammalia; Eulipotyphla; Soricidae
Gene: PNLDC1
Product: PARN like ribonuclease domain containing exonuclease 1
Exons: 19
Coding region: 146-1744 (532 amino acids)
Biological process (GO): nuclear-transcribed mRNA poly(A) tail shortening
Cellular component (GO): endoplasmic reticulum; cytoplasm
Molecular function (GO): poly(A)-specific ribonuclease activity; RNA binding
Source: RefSeq, a predicted model, not a curated record
UGCUCUCUGCCAGCAAAGGCUGGGCCUACCUCCAUCAGGACCCACCCACCCAGUGCCCUGCGCGUGCGCCCUAUUGAGGUCGCUGCGGAAGUGCGUGGCUGUACGGGGCUGCAGGUGGCAUCGGGCGUGGCUGAGCGCCGUGGCCAUGGACGUGGGCGCUGAUGAGUUCGAGCAGAACCUCCCGCUGCUGCAGGAGCUGGUCCUGGGCGCGGACUUCGUGGGUCUGGACAUCGAGUUCACAGGCCUGCGCUCCAACCUGGCCCGGCCACAGCAGAUCAGUCUCUUUGACCUGCCGGCUGAGUGGUACCUGAAAACCCGGCGCAGUGUGCAGCAGUUUACCAUCUGCCAGAUUGGACUCUCCAUGUUCUCCAGUAUUGAAGGAGAGACCAACAAGUACUUGGCCCAUUCGUGCAACUUUUUUCUCUUCCCCACGACAUUUGGGGUCUUGGAUUCGGAAUUCUCCUUCCAGGCUUCUAGCGUCCAGUUUCUGAACCAGUACGGCUUUGACUACAACAAGUUUCUCAAGAAUGGGAUCCCAUACAUGAACGAGGAGCAGGAGAAGAGAAUCAAGCACAGCAUCCUAUCAGGGAACUGGACGGUGCGCAGUUCCCUGGAUAAAGACCAAAUCAAGGUGGUGAUUGACGAAGUGACGAGGUGGCUAGACCUGGCCAAGGAAGGCGACUGGAUGACCCUGCCUGGGAUUGCAGGCUUCCAGGCCUUCGAAGUGCAGCUGGUACUGCACCAGGCCCUUCCUAACAUCUGGACAGUGCUAAAGGACCAGGGGGUGACAGUGAAGAAGGUAAGCCAGCAGCAACGCUGGUACCUGGAGAACGCAUCGAGCAAGCGCAAGAGUUGCUGGCGGGAGAAGAUCCUACUCUCGGCCCGUGGCUUCUCUGUUUUCUUCCAGAUGCUGGUGAAGGCCCAGAAGCCCCUGGUGGGCCACAACAUGAUGAUGGACCUGCUUCACCUGCAUGAGAAAUUCUUCCAGCCGCUGCCAGAAAGCUAUGAUCAGUUCAAGAUCAACAUCCACAGCCUCUUUCCCGUCCUCAUUGACACCAAGAAUGUCACCAAGGACAUCUGGAAGGAACUCAACUUCCCCAGAGCCUCCAACCUCUCAGAAGUCUAUCAAGUCCUGAACAGUGACUUGAACCCCUCCAAGAGCUCAGGGCCUGUGAUCGUUCAUGCCAGCAAGUGCGAGAAGUACGUGGAAACCCAGUACCCCCACGAAGCUGCAUAUGAUGCCUUCCUCUGCGGAUCGGUUCUGUUGAAAGUAGCCCACUUGCUCCUGCAGAGAGUGCAUGGCGGUGCUAUGCCCACCCCUGCACCUUCCUUCCCCCUGUACCUCGAUGUGCUUGCUCCCUACGUGAACCAGGUGAACCUCAUCCGUGCCGGGGUCCCAAAGAUCAACUUCUCAGGUCCAGAUUACCCCAGCAUCCGCCCCCCCAUCCUCAUCCUCAGUGUCCACCAGUGGCCGGGGGUCAGUGAGCAGCAGGUCUAUUGUGUGUUCCAGAACCUCUGCAAGUUUGACGUGCGCCGCCUGGCACGUGGCCAGUUCCUGCUCCUGACCAACAAGUUUAAGGAUGCCCGGAGCAUCCUGAAGGAGUACCGGGACCACCCCACGCUGCAGGUGUCCCUGUACCGCUACUGGCGACACUCGCCCAACAUCAUUUGUCUCCUUCAGGUCUGCAGCGUGGUCACCACCUGGGCACUCCUGGCAUUUCUCCUGGGGAGAUCAAGCCCUUGAAGUCAUUCAUGAGGCUCCCAUAACUCCUGUCCUGCCCCACCCCAAGAUGGCUCCUGCACUGCUGCGGGGCCCGAUCAUUGCACCUUGUCAGCCACCAGCAGCCCAUAAAGGAAUUUGUG